This is a messenger RNA of Ctenopharyngodon idella (grass carp), 4481 nucleotides long. Its product is annotated as protein phosphatase Slingshot homolog 3. Gene Ontology annotation, cellular component: cytoplasm. The coding region runs from base 220 to 2040 and encodes 606 amino acids. Gene Ontology annotation, molecular function: protein tyrosine/serine/threonine phosphatase activity; actin binding. Lineage: Eukaryota; Metazoa; Chordata; Actinopteri; Cypriniformes; Xenocyprididae. The record is from RefSeq and is a predicted model, not a curated record. Gene Ontology annotation, biological process: protein dephosphorylation; negative regulation of actin filament polymerization; actin cytoskeleton organization. The transcript has 16 exons.
UUCUCGGCCGAGAAUAAGUCUUCCUGGUUUCAUGACAGAGUAGUCUGCCUUCCCCUUUAAAUUGUAUUUUGGACCAAUAUAAAAGUUGUGGUCAUGGAUUAAAUUAACUAACACGGUUUAUUGUGGAAGAUUCAUUUAGGAGGCAAUCCUUAUAAUUUCGAAGCGUUUCAACGCAUCAGACUCGUCUGCUGGUUUUAAAGCAGGAUACCCGGUUGUGGAAUGGCUUUGCUGACCUUGCACAGAACACCAUCUAUUUGCACGACACCGGAUGAGGCUAUCCCAAGACGAGGAAGACUUCAGAAAAGAGAAAGUUUCGCCCUGGUUAAGGGGGCAGUGCUCCUGGUGGAAGAGGGAGAGAGGGACGGAUUACAGGAAGAAACCAUACCCCCUCUACUUGGUCCUAGGCAAGGAGGCCAAGCCUCUGACACUCAGCGCAGACAUUUGCAUGCAAUGAUUUCGUUACUACGACCAGAGGACACAGUCAAACUGGCUGUGCGUUUGGAGUCAGUGAGCCCAGUCAGAUUGAGAUAUUUGCUUAUAGUAGGCACACUUGACAAAAAACAGGAGAGUCUACUACUUGGCAUGGACUUUCCAGGCCCAAACAGUGAUGAGUGCACUAUUGGCCUUGUCUUGCCAAUAUGGAGUGACACACAGGUCUACCUAGAUGGAGAUGGAGGUUUCAGUGUGACAUCUGCAGAAGUGACACGAAUCUUUAAGCCUGUGUCCAUUCAGACGAUGUGGUCAGUGUUGCAGGCGCUGCAUGGCUGCUGUGAACGGGCCGUGCGUGGAGCUGUCAUACCUGGCUGCGGGCUGGAGUGGGCACAGCAUUACAGAAAAAAUGUGGAAUCUGACCAGCACUGCCUUAAUGAAUGGGGGGCUAUGACUGGCCUGGAGUCAGUCAGGAAGGCCACCGUAGGAAGUUCAUCAUCCAAUCGGGAGUCAGUGGAGAGGGAGAUCAAAACCCAGUUACGAGAUAUCAUGAGAACUGAGGACUUGGAAAACAUUACCUCAAAACAGGUGCGAACAGCCUUGGAGUCCAGAAUAGGCAUAGACAUGAAGGACUACAAAGAGUAUAUUGACAAUGAGAUGAUGGUCACGAUGGCACAGAUGGACAAACCUUCCAGAAUCUUGGACUACCUUUACUUGGGUUCAGAAUGGAAUGCUGCCAACUCUGAAGAAUUACACAAGAACAAUGUGGGCUACAUCCUGAAUGUUACCAUGGAGAUUGACAACUUUUUCCCAGAAUGCUUCACCUAUAUGAAUAUCAGAGUUUAUGAUGUGGAGGCAACCGACCUACUCUCACACUGGAACAACACAUACAUGUUCAUCAAUGAAGCAAGGAAGAGUGGACAGGCCGUACUGGUGCAUUGUAAGAUGGGCGUCUCUCGCUCUGCCUCCACAGUAAUCGCUUUCCUGAUGAAGCAGCAGGGCUGGACUUUAGACGAAGCCCUCAACCACGUGAGAGAAAGACGGCCUAUAGUGCAGCCCAACGAAGGAUUCCUCAAACAGCUGCAUACGUAUAGUGGCAUCCUCAGCGCCAGUAAACAGCGCCACAGUGCCCUCUGGAGGCGGAAAUCCAAGCCAGAGGUCCGUCAGCCGUCUGUCCACAACGAACCAGCCACAGGGAGUGAACAUGAACAGAAAGAGGAAGAAGAGGAAGAUUCAGAGAGCCCAGAAGAAGAGGAAAGCAGUGAUGAUGAGGGAACAGAUGUCUUUGAUGAGCAGUUGGAUGAGUGUGUUCCUGAUACGCAUGGGGCAGAGAAAGCCCCAUCCAACCCACUUAUUACUGUACAUGAAAGUGAUAAGGUGUCAUCCAGCCCCAGCAGAAGUGGCAGGAUGGAUUUGUUUUCUCUUAUGCAGUCUAUUCAGCUUGACGAUGAAGACAGAGACAGGAUCGAUAAAGAGAGACUUUCUCCUGCGCAACGAAGGAGGAGUCAUGGAAGAAGGGGCUUGACUUAUCAGAGAACACAUGUUGAUGUUUCCCCUGAACCAAGCAGCAGACAGUCACAGAACACACACCAGGAUGAAGCCGGUCUCUGAAGCGCUUAAAGCGCUUAAGAAAUGCGGAGAGGCGGGAAUAAAAAAAAAAAAAAAAACGAAAAGGUGAGGAAAAGGAACACAAAUAGUGAUGCUAAUAUAAAGGACACUCUUGCACACAAGUCUUAUCCUUCUGAUUGUAUCAUUCCAAGUUCUUUGAGGACUCAGAACAAAUCUGUUCAUAUAGUUGCUGUAUUUUUAGGUAAUUUCAUUUGAAGGCAACACACACAAAAGCACAUGGUUACAGAUCAAUGGAUAUCUUAGUAAUUGUCCCUCACCUGUCCAUCUAGCCCAAAAUUAAAAAAAUUUAGUCAGUUUCAGUUGGAUUGUUGAGAAAUUUACAACGGCUGGUUUCUGUCAGCCACCCUUUUUCAUGUGAGUAUUGAUAAAGGAACUGUUUUUCUCAGAGCAUUUUCAUUCAAAUUGUCACAUUGUGCCUUUUGAUAUCUCUGUAUCCUUUGCACCUUCAUACUGAGCCAUACAAUUCAGUUUACUUCACUGAUUUUAAUAUGGUAUUAUAGACUGAGUGGAGAAUUUUUUUUUUUUUUUUGGCUGUUAUUCUCAUACUGAAACACGAACAAUCCUCUCUUAUAGCAUUGUCUCAUGUUCUUAAUAAAUGAAUGAGUGUGAUCUCACUCAUUUUAGUCCUAUGCAAUAAUCUACUUUAUAGCUGUUUCCUCUCAAUGAAUGUGAAAUUUUACAGUAUAUUGCCUCUGUGAAGAUCAGUAGGUGAAAAAGUGUUGAGAAAGCAAUCGAAGUUUGGACGUUUUAGUAUUCCCAUGUAGACUACUGUUCAAAUGUUUGGGUCAGUAAGAUAUUAUUAUUUUUAUUAUUUUUUUAUUUUUUAGUACUUUUUAUUCAGCAUUAAAUUGUUUGAAAGUGACACUGAACAAAGUGUAACAAAAGAAAUUUUAAAACUUAAUAUAAAAAUGUAUUCCAUGGUUAAAAUAAAAAUAUGAAGCAGCACAACUUGUUUUCAACACUGAUAAUAACUGUUUCUUGAGCAUUCAAUCAGCAUAUAGAAUGAUUUCUGAAGACCAGAGUAAUGAUGAUUGAACUUUGCCAUCACAGGAAUACAUUAUAUUUUAAAACGUAAAAAUGUUAUUUUAAGCAUUACUAUAGAUCAUAAUAAUACUCAAUAUUACUGUUUUUAUUGUAUUUUUUUUUAUCAAAUAAUUGGAGGCUUUGUGAGAGACUUCAUUCAGAAACAUUAUAAAAAUCUUACUGACCCCAAGCCAUUGAACAGUAGUGUAGUUAUUAGACAGAUGUUGCUAUUCAUGCUAUAAUCAUGUGUCAGGCAGGUGUGUUUUUAAAACUUGGAGCUAUUUUCCACGUCUUUUUCAAUAAACAGAUGUUGUCUGAUAUUUGUUUUUAACCUGUACAGUAUGCAGGAAACAACCUGAGAGGAAACCUGAGUAUUUUCCUAAAAAAAAAAAAAAAAAAGUGCCACACUUAUUUAAUCUGUUUGUCAUUUUGCAUGAUGGUUCAGUGCCUUUAGUUUAUAGAGGUGGACCAAAAUAACUACGUUUGUUGGUUUUAAUAUUCAUGCAGUUAAAACUAACACAACUAACUCCUAUUUAAUACAUGUGUCUUUAGCUAUAGGGGUGGUUGAUUUGUGUCUUUGCAUGAUGUCUCAUAACUGUAUGCAUGCUGUUUGUACUGUAUGUAAGCCUGUCUUUGUGAAGCACGAGUCCUGUAUGUAUAAAGUAUAUAUACAAUCUGCUGUAAAACAAUUGUUAAAAUGUGUAUAGUCACUGCACAAAGUGCCAAUGUUGUGAAACCAAAGUUGUUGUGGAAUGUUCAUAGUAUCGAGAUACCACUGGUUUUGCAGUUAUUUUCCACGAGAAUGUCUUAAAUGAUGUAUUAGUUAUAGAUGAUGGCUCACAGCCUUCAAAGUGCUGAUUUUCCUCACCUAAUGUACAAUGUGCCAUGCCUUAUCAACUUCAAAAAUGGUGAUUUAUUUUAUUCUAAUGUAACUCAGAGUUCCAUUGUUGGUAUCAGACGGCGUUAAAUAUCAAAGUUGCUGUUGCUUUUUUUUUUUUUUCUAUUUAUGAUUUAAACGUGUAUCUUUUUAAUUUGAUAUACAAGGUUGUCUGUGCUUUAAAAAUUAAAAUGAAUUUAUAAUGGGAGCUUGAGAAAUAUCUAAUGGACCAUCUCAUUGUUUUUGCAUCACUUUGAGUGUUUCAGGUUUUAAGAUAUUUCUAUUCUUCAUAUUGCUAUUGUAAAAGAACAUAUAAACUAGUGCUUUAUAGAUAUUGCUGGAAAUUAUGAUUCGAACUAUAGAACUAAGUUGUAAACAGCAAUAUUUUUUUGAACAAGAUGAACAGAACAUGCAUUGUAUCCAGGCAAGAAUCUAGGGUUUAUGGAUUGAUUAAAAUGUAGACAGAACUGCAUUAAUCUUGAAUGAUGACAAAUAAAUAACUGUUUGUGUUGGUCAAUUGGAA